AUGGAUUCUUCUUAUAUGAAUUUUUUAUUUAACACGAUAAAUUCUGAAAAUAACCAAAGUGAUGAAGACGUGCCUGAUGAUAUAGAGAUAGACCGUGAUUCGGAGUUAAAAAAUAUUGAUAGCAAGAUAGCCAUCACCACUGAUAUGUGGACCUCAAUUAAUUCGUCAUCGUUUUGCGCAAUAACAUGCCAUUAUAUUAAUAAAAAAUGGAAAAUGGAAAGUUUCCUUUUAGAUUUAAUUGAGUUACCAUAUCCUCAUAGUGGUGAGGAUAUAUCACAAUGUUUAUUAGAAUCUCUUGAUGAUUUUGAGAUUCAGGACAAAAUUAUCUCAAUUACGCAUGAUAAUGCACUAAACGUAAUAAAAGCUGUUGAAAAAAUGAAUACAAUUUAUCAGGAAAAAUAUAAAACAGGCGUAUACAGCCACCGAUGUUUAGCACAUGUUAUAAAUUUGAUAGUAAAAGAGGGAUUUUCAUACCUAGACAAAAAGCUAAUUAAAAUAACUGACGUUGUAAAGAAACUACAUUCUUCCCCCAAACUUUUACAAAAAUACAUGCAGCUAUCUGGUGGAACGAGGAUUCCGUUGGAUGUGAUAACCAGAUGGAAUUCAAAAUAUAUAAUGCUAUCAACAGUGAACAAAAAUUUAGAUGCAAUUAAAGACCUUGGGAAAAAAUAUAUGGCGCCUUUCGAUAUAAAUGAUAGUGAGGCGAGAUCUUUAAACGAAAUUGAAAAUUUUUUAAAACCUUUUUAUAAAAUAACACUUGAAAUAUCGUCAGAUACUUCUACUAUUGGAACCUCAGUUUUAUUUAUGACAAAGAUAGAGCAGAUUUUAGACGAAACUUCGAAAAAUCAUCCCGAUAGCGAUCUUAAAAAUGCGGCUACUAUGGUUGGCCAUCGCAAAAAGCGAAUGUUUAUGACUUCUCAAAAGAUGAUAUGGAAACACACCCCUAUUCGGGAGGCUUAUGAAUAUCUAGAUCUCAGUAGAGAUGAAUUUAUAGAUUACAUCAAAGAACCGGUUGCACCAGCUUCAACCAAUAUACUUGAUUGGUGGGCCAAAAAUAGUGAUUUUUACCCAACGUUGUCGCUCAUAGCUAAAGAUUUCUUCGCACAACAAACAACAAGCGUUCCUAGUGAAAGAGUCUUUAGCAAGGCCGUUGAUUUUUUAACGAAGAAACGAAAUAGGAUGUCGGGGACAACCGUUAAAUAUUGUAUGUGCCUUAAUAACUGGGAUGUUAGAGAUAUAAUAUAA
Molecule: messenger RNA, 1245 nt
Organism: Gordionus sp. m RMFG-2023
Lineage: Eukaryota; Metazoa; Nematomorpha; Gordioida; Chordodea; Parachordodidae
Exons: 5
Coding region: 1-1245 (414 amino acids)
Molecular function (GO): protein dimerization activity
Source: RefSeq, a predicted model, not a curated record